AUGGAGAAGAACUUGAGGUCCGAGGUCCAGGUCAACUGGAUCUGCCCCCCUGGAAACUGGAACCCCACAAUGACGGCCCAGGGUGUCCUCUGGAUCCUGCUGGGAUUGCUGCUGUGGCCAGAGGCUGGAAAAGCCUGCCUGCCUUUGUUCAUGGACUUCGUCAUCCAGGCCCUGGGUGAGCUCGAGCAGAAGGCGCCAGUGACCGAGACCAGACCCACGGCCUCCGCAUGGCUACUGUCAGCCCAGGACGCCAGCCCCCAUGACCCCCUCCGCCGCUUCCUGCUAAAGAAGGAGGGCCUCAAGGCCAUCAAACUGGAUCCCCACCUGCUGAGCCCAAAGCUUCAAGGCCUGGCAGAGAAAGUGGCCCAACAUGAUGUACGGGGUGGGCAGGAGUAUGGGGUGGUGCUGGCACCCGAUGGCUCGACCGUGGCUGUGCAGCCUCUGCUGGCUGGGCUGGAGGCAGGGCUGCAGGGGCACCGGGUGGUGAACUUUCCCUUGGACAGCACAGCUCCCCCUCAGGAUGCCACAGCCACCUCUCCAUAUGUUGGAGCCAUGGUUCCAGAGGUAAGAGCCACCUCCCCAGGACUCAGAGUGGCCUCACCAGAUGUCACCUCUCUAGAUAUGGAAGCUGCCUCUCCAGAUACCAAAGCCACAUUCCCCACCAGCGUGGACAGCCUCCUGGUGGUCACCCUGGCCAAAGACCUGGGUCUAACCUUUCUCCAGGACCCCCAGACCCAGAGCCCUCCUGUCCUGGGAAUUGAGGGCUGCUGGGACCAGCUCCAUGCCCCCCAGAACUUCACCCUCCUGGACCCCAAAGCCUCACCGCUCACCACAGCUUUCUUCAAUGGUGCCCUGGAUGGGGCCCUCCUGGGAGACUACCUGAGUUGGAUCCCUGAGCCCCGGCCACCCCUCAGCCUCCUGCUGAGCCAGUACUAUGGAGCUGGUGUGGCCAGAGAGCCAGGGCUCCGAAGCAACUUCCGACGGCAGAAUGGGGCUGUCUUGAUCUCGGCCCCCACUCUGACCCAGCAGGUGUGGGGGGCCCUCCUCCUGCUACAGAGACUGGAGCCCACACACCCCCAGCUGCAGGGCAUGAGCCAAGAUCAGCUGGCUCAAGUGGCCAGCCAUGCCACCGAGGAGUUCACCAAGGCUUUUCUGGACUGCCCCGCCAUUCACCCCCGCUGCCGCUGGGGCGCCGCGCCGUACCGGGGUCAACCGAUACCACUGAAGCUGCCGCUCGGCUUCUUGUAUGUGCAUCACACAUACAUUCCCGAGCUGCCCUGCACCGACUUCGCGCAAUGCGCCGCCAGCAUGCGCUGGAUGCAGAGCUUUCACCAGGACACCCGCGGCUGGGACGACAUCGGCUACAGUUUCGUGGUUGGCUCGGAUGGCUACGUAUAUGAGGGCCGCGGCUGGCACUACGUGGGUGCGCACACGCUCCGCUACAACUCCCGAGGCUUCGGGGUGGCCUUCGUGGGCAACUACACGGCGGAGCUGCCCACCGAGGCCGCGCUGCGCACCAUGCGCGACGAACUCCCGCGCUGUGCGCUGCGCUCCGGCCAUCUGCGAUCCGACUACAAGGUGCUCGGCCACCGCCAGGUCGUGAGCACCGAGUGCCCCGGCGACGCGCUCUUCAACGUGCUGCGCACCUGGCCUCGCUUCGCAGCCGAUGUGAAGCCAAGAACUGCUAGGAGGGCCUCUUGGAGGUCCAGAAGGGAGCUACCCCCACUCCUGCCAGCUGCAGACCCCCAAUAAAGAGACC
Messenger RNA from Trichechus manatus latirostris (Florida manatee), 1759 nucleotides. RefSeq names its product peptidoglycan recognition protein 2 (gene PGLYRP2). The transcript has 6 exons. Gene Ontology annotation, biological process: peptidoglycan catabolic process; detection of bacterium; defense response to Gram-positive bacterium. Bases 1 to 1752 code for a protein of 583 amino acids. The record is from RefSeq and is a predicted model, not a curated record. Gene Ontology annotation, molecular function: zinc ion binding; peptidoglycan binding; N-acetylmuramoyl-L-alanine amidase activity. Lineage: Eukaryota; Metazoa; Chordata; Mammalia; Sirenia; Trichechidae.